Messenger RNA from Salvia miltiorrhiza (redroot sage), 797 nucleotides. RefSeq names its product zinc finger protein ZAT9-like. Gene Ontology annotation, biological process: regulation of DNA-templated transcription. The record is from RefSeq and is a predicted model, not a curated record. Lineage: Eukaryota; Viridiplantae; Streptophyta; Magnoliopsida; Lamiales; Lamiaceae.
AUGGAGAGGCACAGAUGCAAAGUUUGCUUCAGAAAUUUCGGUGAUGGAAGAGCUCUAGGUGGCCACAUGAGAUCUCACUCCAUGAAUUCCUCCAAACAAGUCGAGGAAACGCACUCGUGUUCCUCGUCGCGAGGCGAAGUCGUCGAGAAUCGAGAAGACGGCGAGACGGCGCCGUCGUCGAAAAUUAGGGCAAGAGAAAUUACUAAUUACGAGGAGCGAUCGCCGUUGAGUUCGGUUUCGGACACGGCUACCGAAGAAGAUGUCGCUCGUUGUUUGAUGAUGCUGUCGAGAGACAGAUGGGAGAGACGAAAUGAGAAUGACGACGACGACGACGACGACGAAGAAGAUUCGGGUCAUCUUCGUAAAGCAAAAGGGCUAAGGUGGAUUAGAGGGAAAUACAAAUGUGAAAAGUGUAACAAGUUGUUUAAGUCUUAUCAAGCUCUCGGUGGCCAUAGGGCUAGUUAUAACAAGAAGAUUAAAACUGACGUGGCGGCUCGGUUUUCGAGUGGCCCGGCGGCGGCGGCGGCGGCGGCGGCGGCGGUGGAGGAGAAAGUGCAUGAGUGCCCUUUUUGUGAUAGGGUUUUUGCAUCAGGGCAGGCGUUGGGAGGGCACAAGAGGUCACAUUUUAGGGGUGCAUCGAGUGUGAGAAUAAUUUCAAGAAUUGGUGAAAAUUUAGACAUUGAUUUAAAUCUCCCUGCUCCUGUUGAUGAUGGUGAGCAAUGAUCGAUGUUGAAAUGUUUUUAAUGAAAUCAAAUUUUUUUUUUUUUGGAUGGUUAAUGAGAUUAUUAUUGAUUAUU